AUGGACGAGCCCGUCAGUCCGCGCACUAGCGCCGAGCCCGGCAUUCCGCAGUGUUGUUGCGGCCGCACCGACUGCGCAUUCCUGAGCCACAACGGCGAGCUGCUCGAGAGCCUGGAGCGCGACGUCCAAACCGCCGCCCAGCUUGGCCAGGCCCUGCUCCAGCGUCAUGAAGCAUACAUCGCCGACAGCGAAGCCGAGCGCCGUCGCAUGGCCGCCAAAAUAGAGUCUCUCGAGCACGAAAAGGCCGACCUCGAGGCCCGCAACGCGAAGACGGUCCAAGAGAAUCGCGCCCUGCUGGACCAGCUCGAAGCCAUCAACAAUGCCGCCACCGAGACCGACGCGCACUGUCACGAGCUGACGGCCGCGCUGAUGGAGACGCAGGAGGAACUGCAGCGCAUGACCAACCUCGCAUCCCGCACCGAGAGCCUGGAGAGACAGCUCGCCGAGCUUGAGCGCGAGCAGCAGGAACUGCAGAACAAGCUGAGCAACACUUCGUACGAUGAGAAAUCCGCAGUCCGCCGCUGGAGGAAGGCCGAGCAGACCAUUGCUGCCCUGACGGAGCAGAUGGAGCGCAUUGAGAAGGAGGCCAAGGAGGAGCGCGAGCGCCAUGUCGAGGUCGUCAGCCGCAUGGAGAGACGUCGCGCUGUGGAGCGCGAGCUGGAGACAGCCGCGGGCAGGCUCAAGGGCGCUGCCGCCGCGAAAGCCAGUGGCCAUGACAAGACGGGCACCAACGUCGUGUCGCACUUCGUCAAGGACAUCCUCCAGGACAACGCAAACCUACAGCUCGGCAUCGUCGAGCUUCGCGAGAUGCUCAUGAACUCGAACGACGAGGUCGAGAGGCUGAGAGAGCAACUUCUGCUCCACCAGCCCAUGAGCGAGGCUUCGGAAGACCCCAGCGGACCAAGUCUCCAGAAAGAGUUGGGUCUAGAGUCGGAAGAGCCCCAGGAGCCGCCGGAGCCGCCGGAGCCACAAGAAUCGCAGGAAACCCCCAAGGAGCCACGCCAGCUCCACGUCCACCAUCAUUAUCACGCCGCCCCUACUGCUUCCAAGGAUCCCAGAAAGGGCCACCUGCAGCGCAGGUCUUCAAAGAAGAGGCGAAACGUUGCUGCCCCGAGCCACUUCGCACCCCCUCCGGGAAUGCACACCCCUCGCUCUUCAAUCUCCAUGCCUCGACCCACGACUCCCUGUUCUGCCGCUACUAUUCUUUCGCAGACUGCUGUUACCAUUCCUAGCACCGUCAAAGGGCACGCCCAUCGCUGGUCCGUUGCAAGCCACCAGACGGGCGUCUCCAUGGCCCCGUCGUCGGUGCCCAGCUCCCCUUACUCACGACGCACAUCAUCCAUUUUUGAUCGCAUGUUCAGCGACGCCGGUCCUGAUGAUUCUUCACGACCCACGAGCCCCGAGAGCAACAAUGACCCCGGAUCGCCCAACUUCGCACCCAUCUCUACCCGCGGAAAGGGCCCGGCCAGGACCCUCACCACACCGGCAGCAUUCAAGCUCCACGCCAAAGCUGCGCCAUCCAUCGAGGUCAGCGCGACGGCAUCGUCGCGCAUCUCAGAGGAGGAGCUCGACAGUCUGGCACCAAUCUGUCAAGAUGUCAUCACCGAGGAACACGAGACGGCGUCGGACGCCGACGUUUCGGGAAUCGACAUGUCAACGCCCGAAGCGCAGAGUUCCCAAACGAGCGACGAGGUGUACACGAAUGGCCAGAUCGGUCACGGUCUGCGCCGUGCCACAUCGCACGAGUCUCUCCUCUCGGUGCGGGGCAUGGACAUGUCGGUGCAUGCACGGCCGUCGUUCAUUGCGCCCAACAGCCCCUCAUCUCAGGCGAUGGCUAGCCUUAGCAACAUGGUCGCGCGGCCGAGCAUUUCCUAUCGCCACGACCAAGACGCUAGCGCGGCGCACCGCAGCCUGCUCGCGGGCUUCACUGCGGAUCAGCGCAGCGGUGGGCAGAGUUCUCGGCCCAACAAGCAGAGCAAUUCGGGCGGAGGCAUUGGCCGCAAGGUGGGCGGAUGGGUUUUUGGCAAGUGGGGCUUCGCGCCCACACCGACUCGCGGCGCUGAAGCCACGGGUGCAGACGCUGCUGCCAGCACAUCAACCACGACUUCGCUGUCGCCCAACGCGCAGGCUCCGGCGACGCAGGACGGCCGUGCGAGCAGCUCCAGCACGACGUCGUCGGCGGAUUCUUCGUCGACGGCGGCCACCCAAGUGCCGUCGGCUUCUGGAAUGGCGCCCCGGCGGUCCAAGUCGCACCGGCACCGCACGCCCGGCAUCAACCAGGCCGGCCCCAUCCAAGGACUCGGCCCGUCGAUGAAGGCGCCGUUCAAGGUGGUGGUCAAGCAAGACGAGGUCGACGUCGACGCGCUGAGGGAAAGCCUCGCUGAGGCCGGCGACAGCCCUGUUCGCACGACGGAGCCGCAGAUCAGGAUCGAGCCGCCGUCGGAAACUACGGCAGCCGGUGCGUGA
Molecule: messenger RNA, 2466 nt
Organism: Diplodia corticola
Lineage: Eukaryota; Fungi; Ascomycota; Dothideomycetes; Botryosphaeriales; Botryosphaeriaceae
Exons: 2
Coding region: 1-2466 (821 amino acids)
Biological process (GO): vacuole inheritance
Molecular function (GO): protein-membrane adaptor activity
Source: RefSeq, a predicted model, not a curated record